Molecule: messenger RNA, 864 nt
Organism: Suillus subaureus
Lineage: Eukaryota; Fungi; Basidiomycota; Agaricomycetes; Boletales; Suillaceae
Exons: 5
Coding region: 1-864 (287 amino acids)
Source: RefSeq, a predicted model, not a curated record
AUGACCUCCCCGAAAGUUUGGUUCAUCACUGGCGCAUCGACUGGUCUAGGACGAGAGGUUGCUGAAUAUGCUUUAAGCAAGGGAGACAACGUACUUGCCACCUUGCGCAAACCCUCGAUGUUGGAAGACCUCACUGCUAAAUAUCCCUCCUCCCGCCUCGUUACUUUCCCGCUCGAUGUAACAGAUACGCCCUCGAUUGCCGCGGCAUUCAAUGAGGCCAUCUCGCGCUUUAAUCGUAUUGACAUCGUGCUGAACAAUGCAGGAUACUAUAUGGUAUCAGAAGCUGAAGGGAUGUCUCACAGGGCGGCACGAGAGAUGUUCGACGUGCUGCUCUGGGGUGCAGAAAAUGUCAUGCGUGAAGCCAUACGAUGCUUCAGGGACGUGAAUCGUCCAAUGGGCGGGCGAUUAUUAAACGUUUCUUCCCGGACAGCCAUUAUUCCACAGCCUGGCACUGUACAUUAUGCUUCGGCCAAAGCUGCUUUGGAGUGUUUGUCGGAAGGGUAUAUCAGCGAACUUGAUCCAGAGUGGAACAUCAAAAUCACUCUCAUUGAGCCAGGGCUGUUUCGUACGUCGGUGAUCCAAAGCCGUGUGACAGAACCCGUUCACCCUGCUUAUACAUCCAAUGCAUCUCUCCCUACGCGCAAAUACCGAGCUCUCUAUCCUGAUAUCGAGCAGACACAUUUUGAUGGCGAUCCAGCCAAGUUUGCAGAAGUGGCCUACAGGUUGUCUCGUUUGGAUGAACCCCCAGUACGCCUCCCUUUGCAUAGGGUCGCCUUGGAAUCUGCGAGACAGAAGGGGGAAUUAUUGCUUGAAGCUGCUGAGAAGUGGUCCAGUUGGUCGGACGAUGUGUAUUUUCGUAAAUGA